AUGUCAGGUCCACAAAUUUCUUCAGAACUAAAAUUCAGAUCACUGGAAUUCCUAAAGAAAUUGGAGGAUGAUCUACUGGAAGCCAAUGAAAAUUAUGGGAAAGUGGCAGAGGAGAUCGAGGAAUAUGUAAAUGUGAAAAUGUUUUUGGAUAAGGAGAUUGUAAGCCGUAUUUUUGGGCUUUUAACUUCCUAUUUAGGAGUUUGGCGACAAAUCUGAACGAAAUAUCAUGACGAAUAUCGGAUGUAACAUCUACACAAAGGCUAAAAUGUAACAAUUUUUAUUGAAAAAGAGUUUAAUCGUAGCUUUUCUACCAGAUGAAGUAAAUAUAAUUUAUUUCCAGCCCUGCCAAUUCGAAGAUAAUCGUGUGUCUGAUUGAUGAUAUCUUUGUGGAAAUGGAUUAUCAGAGAGCCGAGAAGUUCCUAGAACGAAAGUUGGAGAUAUUAAAUCAGAAAUUGGAUCAGAUUGGGAAACAAAUGGCAGCCAUCAGAGGUCAUAUUAUGUUUGUUCAUGCUGCUAUGGACCCAUCGGGAGUGUUGCAAAGGAUAGAAUGA
Messenger RNA from Bursaphelenchus xylophilus (pine wood nematode), 551 nucleotides. The record is from the annotation of a GenBank genome assembly. NCBI's taxonomy places the organism in Eukaryota, Metazoa, Nematoda, Chromadorea, Rhabditida, Aphelenchoididae.